AUGUGUAACAUAGCUAUUAAAGCGUUUAAUCGAAUAGUUAAAUUCAGCAAUGACCUACAAGAAUAUCCGCCUUAUAUGGUCACAAGAACUAACUUCUUCCGACGCACCAAGCCCACCAUAGCUCCAGUCACCACAGACGCCAACACGGCCCCAACAGAUAACAUUGAAACCACCACAAACAAAUACAAUAGCCGCGGGAUUUCCAAAUUCAAGUCCCGAAACGAUGGUGCGGAAAAAGACGUCCCGAAGAUCGAGAAAACGCGGGAAGAGGAAAACGUUGCAGAAAUACAAACUCGGCGGCCAUAUUUGAACAGCACCGCGGCGCGUAAUGACCAAACUACGCCGCGCAAUUUUACACGAAGAAGGCUUGGUGGGGCAUACACAACCUCCAGAUCGAUCUCACCCACAACAGCAGCGCCAGUAUCUCGACGUCCGUUCCGUGUAGCAAGUCGUCGUCGACCAGCUGCCACCAUUAAAACCAGCUCGACUACCACCACCACGCAAUCUACAACCAAUAUUCUAGACAGUGAAGAAUAUUUGCAGGACUUUGGAGAGACGGACUCUAUUGAAGAUCCGUCUAUAACCUCGAGUUCUGAUUCGAAGAACCGUAAGGUCCAAAGGCGUCCGUUGAUUUCUCUGAAGGUUGAGCAAGAUCAAAAUCCUGCCGCCACGAGUGAAGAGGAGGAAAAGAGACAAAGUAAAAAAUAUAGCUCCAGCUUCAAGCAAAAUCAGUUAGAUGAAGUGCUAAGACUCAAGGCUCAGGAUGACCAUACCGACAUAGACCAGACGACCGACGGGAAAUUCACAGUUGAAAGCUACAGCGCUGAGACGGCCGUAGCACUUGCGGCUCACAAACUCCUAGAAGCACCCGUGCCAGUCGUACAUGAUUACGAAUACGAAGAAAAAUCUUCCAAAAACACACAAAGAAACAACAAAAAAUUAAAUUACACUACUGAUUUCAAAAAAGAGGUCACCAAGACGGCAUCAUACCCUAUAUCAUACUCUACUACACCUAAUUAUAGCACUGCAACUCAGGAUAACAACAUACAAACAUCUACAAGUCCAGUUAUCUCCAGCGACCUUCUAGAAACAUUGCUUCCUUCAACAGGAGCUUUUAAAGCAUCCGAACCAGCAGGAUUUACUGCUCCCACUAUAACUAAUCCAGGCUUGUCAGGAGUUUCACGUAUUUUGGGACCUUCAACGGUCAGAUACUUAAGCACAACUGAUCAAAAUACAGCUACACACAACAUCAAUCCAUUAGACGACAGAUAUACUGACAACAGUGAAAAAUACUCAAAAGCACCGCCAUCUACAAUUCAAUACGUUAGCACAGUAAAUGAAUACUCGGGAGUUUCCUAUGACUCAACUCCUAGAGACAGAUAUGUCGAUAUAAGCCAGACUUCACAGACUCUAAGCCGAACAGAUAGCAUGCGAAAUAGAAGACCUACCACUGGCAGAAACUUCCCCGAUACCGAAACACUCCAGACCCUCCCCCCUCCAACACCUUCAACAAAUAGGUAUUUUGAUACUAAUAAUGGAUUUACUGGGAUACCACAAGGGCCAAGUGUAUCACACGAAUAUACAAGUUCUAGUGACAAAUAUACAGAUGGAUUGCAAACAGCGAAACCAUCUACAAUAGAUUAUUUAGAUUCAACUAGAUAUACAGGAACAUCUCAACGUCUUAAUCCUACAAAUAGAUUUACUGUUACAAGUCCGCCAUCUACCGCAACAUAUUUCGAAGACAGUGAGUUCACAAGAGUAUCGCAGGAUGAAAGUUCAGUAAACAGUUUUAUUAGCACAAGCGCCACGGAACUGCCACUUGAUACAGGAAUGUCCACUAUGAAAAAUACUGAUACAGAUGAGAGAUACACAACAGUACAAAAUCUGAGCCCUACUUACAGAACAGAAACAAGCGACAAAUAUAAGUCAAUUUCACGAAAAAGAAAACCAUCAACCACAUCUACCGAAAAUGAAAACGUCACCACCGAGACUCAACAAAGAACAAAUCCCACAAAUAGAUACUCGAGCACAAAUGAACGAUACACAGAAGCUUCACGCAGAAGAAGACCAUCUACAAAUGCAGAAAGCGAAAAAUAUACGACAGGGUCUUUACAAAACGCUAGUCCAACGGAAGCCAUAUCGACUACAACCGGAAGUUCAGUAAUUUCACGCAGGAGAAGGCCUUCUACAAACAGCUAUACUGAUCAACCUACAACGGAGCCAUCAUCGACAUUUGGAUUUACUGCCACAAGUGCGUAUACGAACGCACCUCGUAGGACUAGACCAUUGACGACAAAAUACACGGAUGUGACUUCAGACACCCCAGUGAUAUCACAAUAUUCCGGUCCAACUACUGGACUUCCGGAUAUAAGUGAAAAGUUUACUGAGACAUCGUCUACAAUAAAACCCUCAACAGAUAUACACUCGGAGACAUUUGAAAAAACCACUGAAACGCCUUUUAUUUCCACUGACACUGUAAUAGCUAGUAAGAAGUACUCCGAAGUAUCACGAAGACCAUCAACUAGUACGUUUGUGGAAUCGGUGGAAAAACACACGGAAUUGAAUGAAGAUGAUGUUUCAACAGAUCAUUACUUUACUUCAAACGGUCAGUACACAGGUAUUAUUCAAGACCACCAGAGUCCUACGCCCAAAUACUUUAGUACUGAAGAAAGAUCUCAAAGUGUAAGCCCUUCGUCUAUCAAAUACCCAAGUACCACUGACAAGUAUGUAUCAGGACCUAUAGAUGACUUUAGCUACUCGACUGCUGGCUAUAGUCAGAGUCAAGACACUUCGGAUUUCACCAGGGAAUAUCUCUUGGCGUCUCCGGUCACUAAAACAUACGACGAUGAAUAUCAAUACCUAUCACCGGUGACUUCUAACCAACCAUCAUCCACGACUAGAAAACUGGCCAGAAAGAAGACGGUGUUCAGAAGAAUUUCCACAACUGCCUCACCAAGUUCAACCACGACCACAACAACGCAAAAGCCCCGCAGGGUUGUUUCGAGAAAACCAUUCGAGAAAAUCCGUAAAGUCCAAAAAGUGAAUGUUCUUAAAAAUGAACCAGUUCAGGAGGAACUACAAUUAGUGUCAGAAGAACAGCCAGUGAAAGAAAUUAAAACAGCACAAAGGGUUCAGACAGUGCAGAGAGUACAGCCUGUAAGGAAAGUCGAAACGUCUGAACCUAAUACAGUGAUCAAGCCUAUAGGUAGCUAUGAUUAUUACGACGACAGCGAAGAGAAAGUAAUACAGAAGUACGAAGAGGAGACAAAAGUGAUCCUUCAUGGAAAGGGUAACAUUGAAUGCUUAGACAUCGGCAACUUUCCUCAUCCAUCAUCAUGCAAGAAGUUCAUAUCAUGCGCUCGCAUGGAGAGUGGCGCUCUGCUGGGUUGGGAAUACGUCUGUCCUAAGGGGCUGUCGUUUGAUCCAGUUGGCAGCAUAUGCAACUGGUCCGCUGGACUCGGAUGUAACGAGCAAGACUCAUAA
This is a messenger RNA of Parnassius mnemosyne (clouded apollo), 3483 nucleotides long. The record is from the annotation of a GenBank genome assembly. NCBI's taxonomy places the organism in Eukaryota, Metazoa, Arthropoda, Insecta, Lepidoptera, Papilionidae.